AUGCCGCCACGUCAAACUCCCUUCUUCGCCGUGUUUCUAUGUUUUCUCAAUGCCUAUUCUUGUGUCUUUGCCACCCAAUUUGACUUUGGAACCUUAACCAUGAGCACUCUGAAGCUUCUUGGUGAUGCCCAUUUGAAAAAAAACACCGUCAGCCUCACCGGCGAGCCCGCUGUCCCAAACUCCGCAGCCGGCAGAGCUCUUUACUCCGCCCCCGUCAGAUUCCGGCAAUCGGGGUCCCCUUCUCCGGCAAGCUUCUCCACCUUCUUCUCCUUCUCCGUCACCAACCUCAACCCCUCCUCCGUUGGCGGCGGCCUCGCCUUCGUCAUCUCUCCAGACUCCACCGCUGUCGGCGAUUCCGGCGGCUUCCUCGGUCUGCAAAACGCCGCCGCCGCCACAGACAGUGGCGGCGGGUUCAUCGCUGUUGAAUUCGACACCCUCAUGGACGUGGAGUUCAGUGACAUUAACGGAAAUCAUGUGGGGUUGGACUUAAACAGCGUUGUUUCGGCGCAAGUUGGCGACUUGGCAAGCGUUGGAGUGGAUCUCAAAAGCGGUGACUCGGUGAACGUUUGGAUCGAGUACGAUGGAAGUAGCAAAGUGUUGCGCGUGUGGGUCUCGUACUCAACUGUGAGGCCGAAAGAUCCGAUUUUGAAUGUGGAUCUCGAUGUGGGUAUGUAUGUUAAUGAUUUCAUGUAUGUAGGGUUUUCUGGGUCUACCCAAGGUAGCACCGAGGUGCACAAUGUUGAGUGGUGGAGUUUCAAUUCCUCUUUCGAUUCCGCGGCGGCUCCUGCCGCCACGUCAGCACCCUCCGCCUCCUCAGCACCUGAGCAGAAGGAGAGUAAGUCUUCUAGGAAGGGUACUGUGGGGGCAGUUGCCGGGGUUGUGACUGCUAGUGCUUUUGUUCUUGCUCUCUUUGCUGGUGCAUUGAUUUGGGUGUAUUCUAAGAAGGUGAAGCGUGUGAAGAAGUUUGAUCAUUCUAUUGAAUCGGAGAUUAUUAGAAUGCCUAAGGAGUUUAGCUACAAGGAGCUGAAAUUGGCCACUAAGGGGUUCACUGCUAACAGGGUCAUUGGUCAUGGUGCUUUUGGGACUGUGUACAAGGGUGUGUUGCCUGAGAGUGGUGACACUGUUGCGGUGAAGAGGUGUAACCACAGUGGUCAGGGUAAGAGUGAGUUCUUGUCUGAGUUGUCUAUAAUUGGGAGUCUUAGGCAUCGGAAUUUGGUUCACCUUCAAGGUUGGUGCCAUGAGAAAGGUGAGAUUUUGUUGGUGUAUGACUUGAUGCCCAAUGGGAGUUUAGAUAAGGCUUUGUAUGAGGCUAGGAUGCCUUUGUCAUGGCCUCACAGGCUCAAAAUUUUGUUAGGUGUCUCAUCUGUCUUGGCCUACUUGCAUCACGAAUGUGAAAACCAGGUAAUUCAUAGGGACAUUAAGACUAGUAACAUUAUGUUAGAUGAAGGGUUCAAUGCUCGGUUAGGCGAUUUUGGUUUAGCAAGACAAACAGAACAUGACAAGUCUCCUGAUGCCACUGUGGCUGCCGGGACAAUGGGGUACCUUGCGCCAGAGUAUGUGCUCACUGGUAGAGCCACAGAGAAAACUGAUGUGUUUAGCUAUGGUGCUGUGGUUCUUGAGGUGGCCAGUGGGAGGAGGCCUAUUGAGAAAGAUGCUGCUGCAAAUGGUAAAGUUGGGGUUAGCAGCAAUUUGGUGGAGUGGGUUUGGAGUUUGCAUCAAGAAGGUAAGUUGUUAACGGCGGCCGAUCCAAGGCUUGAAGGUGAGUUUGAAGAAGGGGAGAUGAGGAGGGUACUCUUAGUUGGGUUAGCUUGUUCACACCCUGAUUCAAUGGCAAGACCUUCUAUGAGGGGUGUGGUUCAAAUGCUGCUUGGUGAGACUGAAGUGCCUAUUGUCCCUAGAGCCAAGCCAUCUACUGGUUACAGUACUUUUAACCUUUUAUUGAGUUUGCAAGAUAGUGAAUCUGACUGUAAUAAUGCUAUGAUCACCAUCUCUACCUCUUCGUCAGAGAACAGCCUCAAUGGCAGAGACAUAGUCUGA
Molecule: messenger RNA, 2037 nt
Organism: Sphenostylis stenocarpa
Lineage: Eukaryota; Viridiplantae; Streptophyta; Magnoliopsida; Fabales; Fabaceae
Source: the annotation of a GenBank genome assembly